GCUGAUUUAGAACCUGAAGGGUUCUGGGUGGUCACAAUCGGCCAAGAAGUUGGUAUAUUCUACCACUGGGCUGAUGUGGCUGAACGCACCCAUUUUGUUAGUGGUAACAUUCAGAAGUGGUACCCUUCUUUUCAGAAGGCGCUUCAAGUAUAUACCGCACAAUAUAACGAAGGCAGAGUGCAAGCUGUCCCAACCCCAGGUGGUCCUUUCUGGCUAUCUCCAUCCCCAUGUUCCCCAUCUUUGUCCCCCGACUCGGAUGGCCUGUGGUCGCAACUAGAUGACCUGUCAGAGACGAUGUCAUACUGUGAACUUUAG
This is a messenger RNA of Suillus discolor, 315 nucleotides long. RefSeq lists its product as uncharacterized. Lineage: Eukaryota; Fungi; Basidiomycota; Agaricomycetes; Boletales; Suillaceae. The record is from RefSeq and is a predicted model, not a curated record. The transcript is spliced from 2 exons. The annotation marks the transcript as partial.